Molecule: messenger RNA, 1383 nt
Organism: Magnusiomyces paraingens
Lineage: Eukaryota; Fungi; Ascomycota; Dipodascomycetes; Dipodascales; Dipodascaceae
Exons: 2
Coding region: 1-1383 (460 amino acids)
Molecular function (GO): N,N-dimethylaniline monooxygenase activity; flavin adenine dinucleotide binding; NADP binding
Source: RefSeq, a predicted model, not a curated record
AUGACAUUCAGUAAUACAAUCAAAUCUGUGGCAGUGAUUGGUGCCGGACCAAGUGGUCUUGCAACUGCAAAGGCUCUUUUGGCUGAAGGCGCUUUUUCUAAAGUUAAAGUCUUUGAACGUCAAAAUCAGCCAGGCGGAGUAUGGGUUUACAAUUCUCAAACAAGAGACACACCGUUAGUUCCCUCGGUCAGCGCAAAUGCGCAAGAGCCUACUAAGCUUGAUGACAAGCUCCAGCGAGCCGUAUAUUACAGUCCCAUGUACAAGUACCUAGAGACCAACUUGCCCAAGUAUGUAAUGCAAUAUCAUGAGCUUAGAUUUGAGGAAAAUCUGCCUGUGUUUCCACCUAAAAGUGACGUUUUGGCAUACAUACAAGAGUACGCAAAGCCGCUUACAUCUGCUAUCCGGUACAACGCAGAGGUGCGGCGUGUGGAGAAAAUGCAUGGAAAUGGUCCAUGGACUAUCGAGUACGUGGACUACACCCAAAACUACCCCCAAGGCACUACAUAUGCAGAGGAAUUUGAUGCUGUGGUAGUGUCGACCGGGCAUUAUGAUCUACCUUUUAUUCCAGAUGUUAAGGGCAUUGCCGAGUGGUCGCAAAAGUAUCCGGGGUCUGUGCAGCACGCAAAGUAUUUUGACGACCCUCAAGAUUUUUCCGGGAAGACUGUUGUUGUUGUUGGAAACGCUGCUUCUGGUGUAGAUAUUUCACUUCAAGCUGCUAAUUUUGCCAAAAAGGUGUACCGGUCUGUGGCAGGCCCGCCACUUAUGCCUUACGGUGAUGAUCCUCGUGUACAAGAUGUGCCUGUAAUUGCCGAGUACCGUCCAACCACACAUGAGAUUUUGCUUACAGAUGGACAAGUACUUGCUGAUGUUGAUGUGGUUGUAUACUGCACGGGGUAUCUCUACACGCUCCCGUUUCUUCGUACCUACAUGGACGCAGAAAACCCCGACUGUGUAUUGAAACCAUCUGGACAACGGCUACACAGAGUUUACAAGCACAUGUUUUACAUUCCCGAUCCAUCGUUGAGUUUUGUAGGAGCCCCGAAACAAAUCAUUCCAUUUCCCAUGGCGGAGACUCAGGGUGCAGUGAUUGCACGUGUAUAUUCCAAAAGGCUCAUGCUUCCUGAUGAAAGUGAGAUGCGUGCCGAUGAAAAGUUACAAGAAAAAAAGGCUGGGCCUCGUGAAGUUGACUUCCACUUGUUUCAAUUUCCUGGUGACUUUGCUUAUUACCGGGAGCUGGAAUCCUGGAUUGACGAGGCAGGAAAUACAAACGCUAAUGAGUUUUUGCCGGAGAGAUGGACUGAUGAGCGUUAUGAGCAACGUGCCGAGUCAUAUGCACUUAAAACAGCAUUGGUCAAAGCCAAACAAGCUCAAGGAUUUAUUUGA